Messenger RNA from Lepus europaeus (European hare), 4440 nucleotides. It is a transcript of the gene TOM1L2, whose product is annotated as target of myb1 like 2 membrane trafficking protein. The transcript is spliced from 16 exons. Gene Ontology annotation, molecular function: clathrin binding; ubiquitin binding; phosphatidylinositol binding. Gene Ontology annotation, biological process: signal transduction. Gene Ontology annotation, cellular component: endosome; membrane. The record is from RefSeq and is a predicted model, not a curated record. Bases 85 to 1674 code for a protein of 529 amino acids. Lineage: Eukaryota; Metazoa; Chordata; Mammalia; Lagomorpha; Leporidae.
GGUCGGGACCGCGGCUGGCGACGGCGGAGCCCCGGGCGGGCAGACUGGACGCCCCGUCCGCCGCCGCCGCGCUUUCCGUGCAAGAUGGAGUUCCUCCUGGGGAAUCCGUUCAGCACGCCCGUGGGACAGUGCCUCGAAAAGGCGACAGACGGCUCCUUGCAGAGCGAGGACUGGACACUGAACAUGGAGAUCUGUGACAUCAUCAAUGAGACCGAGGAAGGGCCAAGGGACGCCAUCCGAGCCCUGAAGAAGCGGCUCAACGGGAACCGGAACUACAGAGAAGUGAUGCUGGCAUUGACAGUGCUGGAGACGUGCGUGAAGAACUGUGGCCACCGCUUCCACGUCCUCGUGGCCAACCGAGACUUCAUCGACAGUGUCCUGGUCAAGAUCAUCUCCCCCAAGAACAACCCUCCCACCAUCGUGCAGGACAAGGUGCUCGCCCUGAUCCAGGCGUGGGCCGACGCCUUCCGCAGCAGCCCCGAUCUCACCGGGGUGGUGCACAUAUACGAGGAGCUGAAGAGGAAGGGGGUGGAAUUCCCCAUGUCAGACCUGGACGCUCUGUCUCCCAUACACACACCGCAGCGGAGCGUCCCUGAAGUGGAUCCAGCCACAGCCAUGCCCCGGUCCCAGCCGCAGCAGAGGACAAGCUCCGGCUCCUACUCCGCGCCUCCUCCUGCUCCCUACUCCGCACCGCAGGCCCCGGCUCUGAGCAUCACUGGGCCCAUCACGGCCAAUUCAGAACAGAUUGCCAGACUGCGGAGCGAACUAGACGUUGUCCGAGGAAACACGAAAGUCAUGUCGGAGAUGCUGACGGAAAUGGUCCCUGGGCAGGAGGAUUCGUCUGAUCUGGAGCUGCUGCAGGAGCUGAACAGGACCUGCCGCGCCAUGCAGCAGCGCGUCGUGGAGCUCAUCUCCCGCGUGUCCAACGAGGAGGUCACGGAGGAGCUGUUGCACGUCAACGACGACCUCAACAACGUGUUUCUGCGCUACGAGAGGUUCGAGCGGUACAGGUCGGGCCGGUCAGUUCAAAAUGCCAGUAACGGAGUGUUAAAUGAGGUGACUGAAGACAACCUAAUAGACCUGGGCCCCGGGUCUCCAGCCGUGGUGAGCCCAAUGGUGGGCAACACGGCGCCCCCGGCGUCCCUCUCCUCCCAGCUUGCAGGCCUGGACUUGGGGGCCGAGAGCGUCAGCGGCACCCUCAGCUCCCUGCAGCAGUGCAGUCCUCGGGACGGCUUCGACAUGUUCGCCCAGACCCGAGGGAAUUCCUUGGCCGAGCAGCGCAAGACGGUCACGUACGAGGACACCCAGGCCGCCAGUGGCCUCACCACUGCACUUGAUCACCGGAAACAGACCUCCGAGGUGCAGACAGGGGAAGGUGGGGACCCCGCCUUGGAGCCCAUAGACAGCUGGCUCCUGACCCAAGGAAUGAUCCCCGUGGCGCAGCCCUCUGUCAUGGACGACAUUGAGGUGUGGCUCAGGACCGACCUGAAAGGGGACGACCUGGAAGAGGGUGUCACGAGCGAAGAGUUCGAUAAAUUCCUGGAAGAACGAGCCAAAGCUGCUGACAAGGUCCCGGACCUCCCUUCACCCCCCACGGAGGCCCCCGCCCCGGCCGCAAACCCCUCUGGCCGGAAGAAGCCAGAGCGGUCAGAGGAUGCCCUCUUCGCCCUGUGAGCUCUGGGCCGUUCACCUCCUCCAGGCAGGUCACCGCCAUUUCCCCGGUGGACCCCAGGCAGUGGCCACCCCCACCCCGCCCCGCUGCCUGCACCUGUGUCUCCAUGGAAACGCCACUAUGUUUGCUCCCAGGCCCUCCCUGGUCAGGACCGGCUUGUGUCAUCUUCUCUCUGGGUGUGGGGUCGGAGACCUCCCCCUCCCCUACAGACCCCUAGGCCCAUGGCCACCCUGGAGGGACAGGCAGCACCCCCCUCCCAUGCCCUGGUGCCUGUCCCGCCCAGCUUGUGGCUUCCCCAGGCAUGCUGCCCCCUCCCCUCCCUUCCCAGAAAGGUCUUUGGGCCCGGAGUCUGGAAGGGCAGGGCCCAACCCCUCCCCUUCCCCCCACGGGCACCAUCUCCCUCCUCGGACUGCGUGUCCCCUUGUGGCACUUGGCGAGCUCAGCACUUUAGAAGGUCCUGUGGGGUUCUCCCCCUGCUGUCACUCAGCUGCCCAGAGCCAGGGACCCAGGGACCCACCCACCCCGGCCAGGGACCCGAGGGCAGCAUCGUGGGACAGGGGACGGCGGCCCGGGGCACCUGACCGCAUUGACUCCCAUACACCAACCCGCACACCUGCACGCCCGCACCCACCUGCACACCUGUCCCAGGAUGCACUGUGGGUUCUCGGGGUGCCUGGCCCAAGGCAGUCUCCCCACCUCUACCUCCAGAGGCCAGCAGCAGAGAGUGGUGCGCCUCAGCCUCCCCCCUCAGACAGCCCUGACAGCCUGACUCCUGCCUCUCCUGUCCCCAGGCACCCUUGUGGUCCCUCUCCUGACCUGACCUUAGGCUGACGGAGCAGGUGGGCGCUGGGACACCUGCUCCGUGAUUCCUGGCCGUGGGCGAGGGACUCACAGCUCCGCCCAGCUUGGUCUGCCCUGACGCCCACCGCCCCCCCCCCACUGCUACGGCUGCGUUGCCCCGCCCCCCCGCCGAGUCUCGGGCCAGCUCGCGGAGUCAGAUCCCGGUCCCUUCCAGUACACGGGUCGCCACAUGUUCCCAGCCCAUGGUGCCAUCUCCCCUCCCCAUCCACCCCCUGCCGCCGCCAGAGCUGAGCAGUGAGGAGGCCCAGAGACCGGGCUGGGGCACCAGCCGGAGCAGUGCCCGUGGAGAGAGGCCCAUUUGCCGCCCAGAACUCCACGCCCAGUGCACCCCCAACCCCCACGGCUGCCUCCCCAGGAAGACCUGGUAGCUGGCCCCGGGGCCAUUAUGUCCGCAGAACCAGUGGGAAAAGUCACACCCCAGUCCUUGGACCCAGCACGCGAUGCACCCCCACUCUGCCCUGACCCCUUUUCUCAGCAUCGCUGUGGCUCCAAGACCAGCUGGGAUGCCAAGGCCUCUGCAGGGCCCGUGGCCAGGAGGCUGCAGGUGGCCCCAGAGGGGUUGGGCAGCGUGAAAGCCAGCCAGGGCUACCUGUGCCGCCAGAGCUCCGCCUCCUUGCUUUUUGGGAAGUUGGAGGCGGGAGGGGAGGGGAGGGGCAGGCCCUGCACCCCGCAAAGCUGUUCUCCACACCAGAGUCGCCCCGCCCCCUCCAGCCCCCACUGCUCUGGGGGCAGUGACUGACAGGAGACCAGUGGCCUGUGAAUGCCCACCUGCUUUCCUGGUCUGCAGCCACUCCUACCUGCCGGGGGCGGGGGCCGCCUGGAAGAGGCGCCCUAUCAGGGCCUGGGCCGCCCCUGCCAUCCAGGGGAGGGAGGGGGCGUGGCCUCGGCAGGCACGCCGGACCCUCGCGAGCCGCCCGCCCCUCCGCAGUGUUAGAAAUCACAGAUACGGUGUGUGCUUAAUUACACUAAAUUAUCGCCGGCAUUCCGCAUUAAGCACUAAUUACACCUGAUGAUAGGUUAAAAUAUUUAUUUUGUCAAAAUAUUUUCUUGGGGAUGCGUUUAACCUUUUCUGUGUUCCUUGUGUGCCGGGAUGUUAAAAAACGGGCCUCCCUACCUCCCUCCGUGGCCAGCCGGCAGCUAGGGCUAGAGCACCCGAGGCUGAGGCCCUCAGGGCCGGAAACUAUCUCACUGCUGGCUUUGGGCCGGAGGGGAAGGGGGCCGUCCAUCUGUCCAUCCUGUCUGUCUGUCUGUCGCCCUUGGUGUGAGUGCCUGUGCCUUGCUCCCAGCCCUGGCCUCCCUCUGCCCACCCCGAGGUCCUGGAACCCAGGGCACCCAUGCGCCCUCCUUCUACCCAUCCAUGCCCACCCCAAAGAGCAGGGGCCCAGCUUCGAGUCCCUUCAGCUGCCCGGUCGGUCGGCCGCGGGGGUGGGGUGUGAGGGACGCCUGCAGCCAGCGUGCUCACACCCCCCCCCCGGAAGUUGCUCCCUGUGGGAUCCACUUCUCCAGCGCCCAAGAGCCAAGGCUUCCAACCUGCAGCCACCAGCCCCCACCCCUGGGGGAGGGGCGGGGAGGAGCCCCAGACCCUCCCUGGGCGCUGUCCCGGCACACCUGUCUCCCAGAGCUUGGACUUGGUCUUGGAGGGUUCUCAGGACUGCCUGGGGACAGGGGGUCGGCGAGGGUAGGGAUGGGGGGCUACCGAACAGAGGCGUGUGUGGAGCAGUCUGGUGUCUCGUCGCUGUCCUGUGUCGCGGUAGGGGCAGAGGUGGUCUGGAGGGUGGCUCAGAGCUACCCCGGGGCACCCAUCCUCUCAACUGGCUCUCUCUCGCAGAAGCCAUCUCUCUCUCUCUCUUUCUCUCUGUUUGAGUCCUUGCAUGUAAAAUACUGCACAAUAAAUAAUUGAGCAAACA